AUGGGAAGAAUGUCUUUCCAAACCCUGUGGAGGAAGUUUAUUAAAGAAUGUGUUUGCAUGGCUACAACGUCAGUUUUAGUUAAUGGCAGCUCAACAGAUGAGUUCUCUCUCGAAAGGGGCUUAAAACAAGGGGAUCCGUUAUCCCCUUUCCUUUUUCUGUUGGCUGCUGAGGGCUUGCACGUUUUGAUGGAGGCCUUGGUGGAGCGCAACUUGUUUACGGGGUAUAAUUUUGGUGAGCUUAAUCCGAUUUCUAUUUCGCACCUCCAGUUUGCCGAUGAUACAGUCUUGUUAGGGGUUAAAAGUUGGGCUAAUGUCCGUACUAUGCGGGUUGUUCUUGUGUUGUUCGAGACUAUGUCAGGUUUGAAGGUUAAUUUCAACAAAAGCAUUCUGGUCGGGGUUAAUAUCCCUGAUUCCUGA
Trifolium pratense (red clover) is the source of this 417-nucleotide messenger RNA. RefSeq lists its product as uncharacterized. The record is from RefSeq and is a predicted model, not a curated record. The transcript has a single exon. Bases 1 to 417 code for a protein of 138 amino acids. Lineage: Eukaryota; Viridiplantae; Streptophyta; Magnoliopsida; Fabales; Fabaceae.